Molecule: messenger RNA, 1368 nt
Organism: Synchytrium microbalum
Lineage: Eukaryota; Fungi; Chytridiomycota; Chytridiomycetes; Synchytriales; Synchytriaceae
Exons: 15
Coding region: 1-1368 (455 amino acids)
Source: RefSeq, a predicted model, not a curated record
AUGCUGCUGCAAAGCUCUGCAAUCUUCUUGCCCUUCCUACUACUUGCCAAGGCUGGACAGAACGGAGGUGGCACUACUCCCAAUGUCUCGCUCACCGCAACAGCUGCCAACUGCUUCCCAUCAGAUCCUGUAAAAAAUCCUAACAGCGCAUUCAUAUGCGAAGGAGACUUUAUCAGACUCUAUUCUGUGGACGCAAAGAAUCAGCAACAGUAUCUGGCAAUCAAGAACACUCCUGAUGAUGAUCAGCGCCAUCAAAGUGUUCAAGUGAAUACUGGCUCUUCCAACGCUACGGCCUUCCAAAUAUUUCCCUUUGCUCCUCAGUCACCUCCUUACAACUGGCCCAAUCCUGACUGGCCUCCGUCCUACGUACGAGAUGCAAUGAAAACAGGCCAUACCUAUCCCUUCAAACUGCGAGAUGGAGGUGGACGAUGGCUAAAAAUCAGUCCUGGAAACUACAAGGAUAAAAAGUAUCAAACCCUGUUCGUAGAUAACAUGGACGAAGUAUACGCUGAUGUGCGCACUGGUGCUUCGAUGUUAUUAUACGUCCCAAACUCUGUCUUUACAACUCGAUCGUCAAACGCUGGUGGUGCACCCGCUGGAUGGAUUUUAGAUGCUUCUCAAGGCAUCGUACUAUUCAAUUAUUAUCAAGACCAUGUUGUUUUCGACUGGGAUGGCCCAAACCCAAAACAUUUUCCAGGAUGUGAGACUUUGAGUGCAUGGACUAUUGAGCAAACGCAGUCUCCAACUGCAUACACUGGAUUCGUAGAGCAAGUUUUAAAUAUUAAAUAUGAGUAUGUCCGUACUGAUGCGGCUUUGAAGAGCCUUGUAAUGUCCAAUGAAGCCACCCCAAAUAUUGGCAACUCUUCAAUCACGAACCCUGGAGCCACUGAACAGAAUCUCAUCUUGACUAUGUCUACGACACAAUCCAACACUUGGACGUUCAAUAGAGAUCAACGUUACAAGUUCUCUACCACGGCACAAGCAUGGGUUGGGGUGCCUUUCUUAGGAACAGGAAUGUCAGUCUCUGUAUCUGCGGAUAUGGCUCUAACAACUGGCACUGGCACCAGUCAAACCAAAUCAACGUAUUUUUCUAUCAGCGCCAUGAUACCUGUCCCAGGUCAGUCUGUUGUAUCUGGUAGUAUCUGGAUGACAAAAGCUACCAUGAAGAAGGUGCCGUUGACAUAUACUGUACAACGAACUUGGCCUGAUGGGAAGGUUAUUACUUUCAAAGUCACCGAUACUGUUGAUGUUGUUCAAUAUUAUGAUGCCGUGGUAUGCAUUUCACAGGCCCUGAGUAUUAAUUUGGGACAGACCCCAGCCUGUGUGCCACCUGCCUUUUCGAUGUGGAAUUCAAAUUCUACAGACUGA